Messenger RNA from Lathyrus oleraceus (garden pea), 870 nucleotides. RefSeq lists its product as uncharacterized. Lineage: Eukaryota; Viridiplantae; Streptophyta; Magnoliopsida; Fabales; Fabaceae. The transcript has a single exon. The record is from RefSeq and is a predicted model, not a curated record. The coding region runs from base 1 to 870 and encodes 289 amino acids.
AUGGACCUUGCCAGCCUGCAGAAGUUGAGUGCCAAAGUAACACCAAUCAAACUAAACAGCUUUGUGCAAGACUAUGGAAGAAUUAUGGACAUCUUAAAUGAGAAGAUGGAUCUAAUGACCGUAGUGACUAUUGCUCAGUUCUAUGAUCCACCUCUACGUUGUUUCACAUUUUCUGGUUUCCAGUUGGCUCCAACCUUGGAAGAGUUUGAGAGGAUUGUAGGCCGAAAUUUGAAAGAUUAUAAUCCAUUUCCGAAGUUUGAUGAAGGUAUUCCUCCCAAGAGGAUAGCUUUAGCUUUGGGUUUGAAGGUUUCUGAAUUCGUGGACAAUUGGGAUGUGAAGGAAGCUUUCAAUGGUUUUUCUAGGAAGUUCUUAGAUGAUCAAGCUAAGAAAAUGGAAAAAGAGGGGAAUUGGAAAUAUUCCUAUGUUGUGUUAGCUGUGUUGGUAUAUGGGAUAGUUCUCUUCCCAAAUAUUGACCACUUUGUGGACCAUCUAGCUGUGAGGAUCUUUCUCUCUGGUAACCCUGUACCGUUCCUCCUAGCGGACCUCCACUAUGCUCUCCAUGAGCGUCAUGAGAAAAAGGGAGGAACCAUUUUAUGUUGUGCACAGCUGUUGCAUGUCUGGUUCAAAUCUCAUAUGCCCGAAGAAGGCCCUUUCGUCUCAAAGGAACUCAAGCCCUCCCAAAAGUUAGCUUCUCUCACUUCCAAUCAUGUUAAGUGGUAUAUCAGGGAUUGGGAAACCGAGGAUGUUAUUGUCAGCAUUGGAGACUUCCCCAAUGUACCUUUAAUAGGAACCAAGGGUUGCAUCAACUAUAACCCCGUGUUAUCUUUGAGGCAACAUGGUUACCCUAUGAAUGGCCCUCCAAAAAGCUGA